AAAAACGAAGAGUAAUUGAAAGAAUUCGUCAUUUUCUACUAUUUUUCUUUCAAAUCUAAACCGAAAUGUACGGUAAUCGGAAUAAAACGAUUGAAUCCGAAAUGUUCAUCAAAUCGAAGCGAAAAAAUGAGAGGUCGUUGACGUCAUCAACAUCAGCCACAUCUUCUGAUGCAAACCAAUCUGAAGGUUUUAAACUUGUGAAUUCCUCAACUCCCCGUCCAAUUCGCCAUGUCGAUAAUCAAUGUUUCUGCUAUGAUAACCGGCAGGAUUGUUCCACAUGCAGCAUUGAUUCAACAGACGAGAGUGAUAUUUUUGUGUUAGACUCUUCUGAAACAAGGUCACGAGCAGGUUCCUGUCAACAAGAAUCUUCUUUAGAUGGAUCAGCUGUGUCUGAACUGCAUAGUGCCGAUUUUGACGAUCUUCUUGAAAGUUUGGAACGAGCAACUAAAGAAGUUCAAGAGAGUUUUUAUCACAACUCGCAAAUAUUUGGACAAUUGAUGGCAGUUCAUGGAUUUCAGAGAGCUACGAUCGAUGAUGAUCUGGACCAUCUGAACCUGAAGACAUCUUCAAAAACAUCAAAAUCUUCUGAAACAUUUGAGCCAUUUGAUCCUUCUGAGAUGCUACUAGACCGAUGUCAUACAGAGCAUGCACAACUUCGGAGUUAUUAUCUUCAAAGAUUGAUUGAUGAAGAUAUAAUGCGAUCGAAUGUUGCAAGAAUUCAGGAAUUGACAGAAAAAUUCAAAAAUUUUGAAACUGCUUCAUCUUCUGACUCAGAGAUCUCGGAGCCAACGAUUUCUUUGGAAGAAGACCUGCACAAAAUUCUGGAUGAUGUGUCCACGUGUCAAUCUUUUUGUCCCGAAGAUUUUUGAACAAUGGAGCAACGAGUCAUGUCUGUCAGUUUCACUCUAUCGUUAGAGGUGCCCACAACUUUUUAUCCUCUUUUUUUUAAAUUUCGAGUAAAUGUUUGUUU
This is a messenger RNA of Caenorhabditis elegans, 970 nucleotides long. RefSeq lists its product as uncharacterized. Bases 66 to 869 code for a protein of 267 amino acids. The record is from RefSeq and is marked reviewed. The transcript is spliced from 7 exons. Lineage: Eukaryota; Metazoa; Nematoda; Chromadorea; Rhabditida; Rhabditidae.